This is a messenger RNA of Megalops cyprinoides (Indo-Pacific tarpon), 599 nucleotides long. It is a transcript of the gene lin52, whose product is annotated as lin-52 DREAM MuvB core complex component. The transcript is spliced from 6 exons. Gene Ontology annotation, biological process: regulation of DNA-templated transcription. Gene Ontology annotation, cellular component: DRM complex. NCBI's taxonomy places the organism in Eukaryota, Metazoa, Chordata, Actinopteri, Elopiformes, Megalopidae. Bases 11 to 349 code for a protein of 112 amino acids. The record is from RefSeq and is a predicted model, not a curated record.
UGUUGUUAAGAUGGCGUCUCCGAGUGGAGGUGACGAUUUUGAAACGUCUCUGCUGAGCUUCGAGAAGCUAGACAGAGCAUCGCCUGAUCUAUGGCCUGAGCAAUUGCCAGGAGUUGCAGAAUUUGCGGCCUCUUUUAAAAGUCCAAUCACAAAUUCUCCACCUAAGUGGAUGGCUGAACUGGAAAAUGAUGACAUUGAAAUGUUAAAAGAACUUGGGAGCUUGACCACAGCCAACCUGAUGGAGAAAGUGAAAGGACUUCAGAAUCUGGCCUACCAGCUUGGAUUGGAGGAGUCAAGGGAAAUGACAAGAGGAAAAUUCCUGAAUAUCCUGGAGAAACCCAAAAAAUGAAGAGGCAGGUGUACAUUUCAUUGGAUGGAUUUAAGGAAUACUCAACGAAGAAUUCACACCAACUACACAUUAACUUACUCAAGAUACAUCUGAGACAUACUUGUAUAUAUGUACACAGUAUCGCACAACCACCACCAAGGAGCCCAGAAACCUUUUUGUAUUAAAGAAAUGUUAUACUGGGAACUGCUCACUGUAGAAUUCUUUAUUGUAGGACAAAAGGGCUAAAAUAAUUCUUAACCAGAAUCGUACA